AUGGUGUCCAAGUACGAAACAGUAAUUCUAGUCUGUCUAGCCGUAGUCUGCCUCGUUCAGAUGGCCCAUUGUGCAAACCAAGAUGUGGAUCAGGACGUUGCAGAGAGCCGGACAUUUGGUCAUCACUUUCUGAAACGAAUCAGCUUCGCCAUCAUCCCUACGGCGUUCGUUGUCGGCGUCAUCACUACUCUGCUUUCAGCGCUAACUGUAGUCUCGAUGAAGGGUCUAGGAGUUGGGAUCAUUCUUCUAGUGCUUGCUGUUUCGCAAAUUAUAGCAAGAAGCGUCCCAGCUGCCAUUCCUCCACCGAUUGCCUACGCUGCACCGGCUCCCGGACCGAUUCCUCUUGUUUACCAUAAAGACUGGUAA
Messenger RNA from Sabethes cyaneus, 366 nucleotides. RefSeq names its product protein apnoia (gene apn). The coding region runs from base 1 to 366 and encodes 121 amino acids. The transcript is spliced from 3 exons. NCBI's taxonomy places the organism in Eukaryota, Metazoa, Arthropoda, Insecta, Diptera, Culicidae. The record is from RefSeq and is a predicted model, not a curated record.